Messenger RNA from Acaulospora colombiana, 126 nucleotides. NCBI's taxonomy places the organism in Eukaryota, Fungi, Glomeromycota, Glomeromycetes, Diversisporales, Acaulosporaceae. The record is from the annotation of a GenBank genome assembly.
AAUUGGUUCACGUGGAAAACUCCAAAAGCGAAAGCCGCCCCUUCUGUUGCACAUGGGAAGGAUGCAACAAAGCGUUCGCCAGGAGAUCCGACCUGUCGAGGCAUGACCGGAUCCAUACCAAAAUAA